AUGUCCCCCGGACAGAUCAAAUCAAACAUUCAUCGCUUCCGCGUCCGACAGACAUCCCCAUCCUCGGCAGCGCUGCGUCGCUCUGCCUCGCCUCCCGCCGUGCGCCAUGCCCCGCCACCACCGGAGACCGCCCCCGAUGUCUCAUCUUCAUCGACAACAUUAGCACCAGUCUCAACGGCCCCAGCCCAGGCCUUAGCUUCAGGUCCGGUCCCAUCUGCGCUUCCGUACCCAAGUCCGACCGCAGUCACCACCAAUGCCUCGGCCUCCGUAGUGCUCUCCGCUGUCCCGGCAUCGUCGCCCAAGACGACCCGCGACAUUCCUGCCUGCGACCGCUGCCGCAGCUUCAAGAAGAAGUGCAGCCGCACGUUUCCCGUGUGCACACUCUGCGCCAACGCAGGGCACAAAUGCUCUUUCUCAACGCCUGCCGCGUCCACCGCGGCUCAGACGCAUCACCUGCGAGCCCGCAUAGAGUGGCUUUCACGCUUCAUCAAUGACAGUUUUCCCAUUGCGGGCAUCCCGGGCGUGGAAGCUGUCGACACAGGGACUGACCUCGCCUCGCUGCUGGGUUCGUCGCAAGCUGCUAUCGCUGCCGGGCAGCCGUUGGAAGCUAACCCGACAACGCCAGCGAAUGGAGCCACGCCUGGUUCCUUGAGCGUUGGGAGCAACCGUGGGGAGCCAGGAGAAACGUUUGCGGUAGACCAGCAGCCGCAUGGAGCCCCAGGAUCUGUCCUGUUUGAUCAGAGAAGUCUGGCAGUAAACGUAGACUCGGAAUCGCCGUCGUCGAGAGGCAAUGACCACGUAAGAGCUCUCCUUCAGCCAGCACCCGAACCCGGGAGGAUACCGGGCAUCGAGGGUCUUCGCGAUGGAGAAGGCUUUACGUCUUCCAGCUUGCCAAAAGAUGCCAUUGCACGACGGUUCGUUGACGCCUAUUUCCGGAACGUGAACCGGGCGUACCCGUUUGUCAACCGGGUCAAGGUUCUGCGAGACCUUGAGUCCUUGGGAGAAUCAUCUAAGAGACGCCGAGAUGCCGACUCGACAUUACUAUACCUUAUCAUGGCCAUCGGAUGCACCACUCUUCAGAGAGCAGGCCAAAUACCGAACGACACGGCGUCCAAGUUCGACGUGGCGUAUGCUGACAUCAUCCAAGAGUGUUUGGCGAGAGAGGAUCUCGAGUCGAUUCAAAUCCUCGUCCUGGUAGCAUUGUACUCGCUCUUCGACCCCAAAGGGAUCUCAACAUGGUCCAUAGCCGGCAUCGUUUCCCGUCAAGCCAUGCUGCUCGCCCUGAGCAGAAGAUCUUCUGAGGACAAAAGCCUUUCAGCGAUGGACAUUGAGUUACGUCACCGACUGUUCUGGAGCAUCUACGUGUUGGACCGCAUGAUGGCCAUCUCACUCGGGCUCCCGGUGGCCCUGAUCGACGAGAAUGUCGAUGUCCCGUUACCCGGCCUCACCAUCGAAGAGUUUGCGUCACCGGACCGACAGCACUUUGCAUCCAUUCUGCAGACCAAUCGGCACGUCAUUCAGCUCAGACAACUAGAGGACCGAAUACUGAAGCAGAUCCAUACGCGAAAGCAAUCCGAUGUUGCCGCACUCUCACAAGCCGAUAGACGAGCCAUCGUACAGAACAUCAGGUCCGACAUAGAGAACUGGUAUAGCAACGGAUGUCUUGUGUCCCCGCUAGAGCCGGACAACGUUCCUAUUCAUAAUUCGGUGACCUGGCUCAGUGCCAGAUACUACCAUCUUCUACUCCUGCUCCACUACCCCUGCCACUUCAACUCUUGCGGCUCCAUCGUGUCUGCGGUCGAGCUCCUCCGUUUCGCACAGAAGCAUCUGCAGUCGACGUCGGUCCUCUUACAGCAACGUCAGCUCCCUUUGAACCGUGUGACACUUUGCCGGCUGUUUCCGGUAGGUCUGGUCCUGAUCCACAGCUUCAUCGCCUGCGCCGCAGAAUGCACAUCUUUCUCAGCCCGGGAUGAGGUAGCCGUUAUCGUCAGCAUUCUCGAAGCCUUCCCCGAGGGCUGGACGCAAGCCCGGCAAGCCGCGCACGUCUUCCGCCAGUUCAUGAGUCUCAUCUCCGGCGUGCCGAACAACGGCUACACCACCCUCCACUUCCCGGGCAAUGUCUACGGCAACGGUCAAAUGGCGUCGUCGCGGGAGUCGUAUCAGGCGAUGGUCAGGCCCAUCAUUACCGGACUCGUGACCCUGAUGCAGGAGGUUCUCGGUAGGUCGACUUGCUACUCUUUCCACGAAUUUCCCGAUGACUGUGGUGGGCUGUCUUCGGCUUCGGCAGGGUUUAGGGGACAAGCAGCAUUUUCUCCCACGGGUCCGGCUCGCCAUUCGGCGACAGUUGGGAACGAUGACUCUUCUAUGGACUACGGAUGGGGCUCGUUGGAACUGGGAUUUCUCUGA
Molecule: messenger RNA, 2406 nt
Organism: Colletotrichum graminicola M1.001
Lineage: Eukaryota; Fungi; Ascomycota; Sordariomycetes; Glomerellales; Glomerellaceae
Product: fungal specific transcription factor domain-containing protein
Exons: 1
Coding region: 1-2406 (801 amino acids)
Biological process (GO): positive regulation of transcription by RNA polymerase II; DNA-templated transcription
Molecular function (GO): zinc ion binding; sequence-specific DNA binding; DNA-binding transcription factor activity, RNA polymerase II-specific
Source: RefSeq, a predicted model, not a curated record